AUGACCGAAAGGAGAGCCUCGGAUUUCGCGGAAGCGGAACAACCCAGUAUUCAGCAACAACCGCCGCCUACAGCAAGCUCUGUCCAAGAAAAUGAUGCGCCGGCCACCAAAGUAAAGCGUAAACUGCCGCCUUACCUUGAUCACUUCAAUGCCCGCGAUCUCAAGGUUUUCUUUCGCUGCUGGGUUGCAGCCUGGGUAGCUUGCUUGUUGAUACUCAUCAGCCCCUCGCUGCGGAGCCUCGGAUUUGGGGCCUUCUUUGCUUGUAUGGUUUUAUUGAUGAUCCCACCCUCUGGCAUUGUGUCUAUAUAUCUUCUUGGUGCAACGACCAUGAUUAUGGGAAUGCUUAUGGCCUGGGCAUGGGGAGUAAUUGCCAUGAAAGCAGCUUUUGCUGCCAGGCCAGCCGCAGAGACCCAAGCACGAUUCGCAUCCUUGCAACAGACAGCCGCAGCUCAAGCGAACGCUACUGGGACCACUCCAACCGCUGCUGCACAAGUCUUGAUUUACGAAGGGUAUAUGCUUGACGCACGAGUAACUGUGGCUAGGCUACGAGCUAGUAAUCCAAAAGCGACGUUUACUACUAUUUUCGGUAUCAUUAUCUCUGAUCUUAUCUUGACCUAUGCCCCUCUCUUCCCUUCGUUCCAAGGGACCCUCCCCGAGACGCUGAUCAAACCAGCUGCGAUCGGCGUGGGACUAGGGUUCGCAUGUUCAGUACUUUUGUUUCCUCGUUCCACGUCCCAUGUACUGUUAGAUAGUCUUGAGGAUAUGAUGGAUCACCUCAGGCUACCAUUGGAAUUUACCGCAUCCACACUCGGGAAAAAAGAAAAGAACCCGGACGGACUUGGGCCCUUGCGCAUGAUUCAGACCAAAAUCGUCCAGGAAUAUCGAAAGAUGGAACCGGCCUUUGGCUUUUUGCCUCUAGAUUUUUCCGUUGGCCUUUGGGGAUCUGAGGACGUUGCAAGUUUCAAGGAACCCGCACGGCACCUAGUAACGGCUGUUAUGGCGCUGUUGGAAUUCCACAUGACCAGGCUCUUCAGCGACUCUCGCACCGAAAAUUUGCUACGCGACUAUGUUGAUGAAAUAAAAAAUGAUCAUGCCUUGGACGAAAAACAUACCCACGACGUCGGUGGCCAUCAGCGCUCGAAAAUGGCCGAACUUCUGGAUGGAUUUCGCACUGCCGGAGAUCACCACAUCGGUGACGAGUCAGCUAAGGCGCUUAUUAAAUCCAGUACCGAAGCCAUCGAAGUCUGCCUAGAAUCUCUUGAUCUCAUGAAAGAAUGCAUCCAUAUGGUAAAUAGCCGGCGCUGGUUUCGCCGUCCUGCAGCUGAGGAACGGGAGGAGCUACAUAGACGCGCCACAGACACGCUGGAAAAACUGCAUCAAAUUCGUGGAUCUUUUGUCAACAAAGUGACAGAGACUCUUAUUGCCGAAUACUCCCAAUUUUUCGAGGACCCCGACGCUCAGGGCGACAGAAUACCACGAGCAAGAGGACUCGUCGUUGGCAUGGUAUUUGAGGAACACAUGGCCAACGCAAUCGACAAGACAGAAGCCCUGAUGUCUCGUAUUUUCACUGUUUUUCAUAAAUCGACAAAGACUCGGUUGUGGUGGCCUCUCAGCCUCACACACGCCGCUGCCUGGGCAACUGGAACGAAUGAAAAGACGCCGAUGUUGGCUCCAGCGACAGACGACGACCCCUACCAAGUGGCUGAUCUCACGAAGGUUGCGCAAGAGAAACUUCGCAUUAGCCGCGGAUAUCGCAGCAGGCCACGGAGUGUCACUGGGCGAGUCGUCUUAGGUACCUAUCACUGGUUCACGUCAAAUGCAGGACUUUAUGGUAUACGAAUGGUGGUCGUGACUAUCGCCCUGAGCAUACCCGCUGCACUUCCCCAUACUGCGGGCUUUUACUACCGCGAGAAAGGACUAUGGGCCUUGAUUAUGGCGCAGACAAGUCUUUUAGUCUACAUGGCUGAUUUUACCUUUGCCGUUAUUUCACGGGUAGUUGGUACUGUCGCUGGAGGUGUUUUGGGAUUGCUGGCCUGGUACAUCGGAUCUGGCAAUGGACCCGGGAGUCCAUAUGGCCUUGCAGCUAUCGUCGGAGCUAUUCUUACGAUAUUUAUCUGGAUAAGGUUGUAUCUCCCCCCUAGCUUCCUUCAGGGAGGAAUCAUGUCUGGUGUAACAUUUUUACUUGUUGUUGCCUACAGUUUCGAUGAUACACACAUUCCUCAGUAUGGGAACCCGGGAGUAGGUUACACUGUGUUUUAUCGACGACUCGUUUUGGCAUUGGUUGGCGUCGGAGCGUCCAUCAUUGUACAAAUUCUCCCACAUCCUCCAUCGGCAUCCAAACACGUCCGGAAAAGCCUUUCUCGCUCUAUUCGUUCCUUGUCGGAUCAUUACGCCCUAUUACUUUCCUGCUGGGGACACUCCCGUGAUGAUGGCCAGCUUCUUGCUGAGUCAGUCACUAUCCAGUUGACCGAGUCGCUUGUAUUGCUAGAUGGACCUAUUGCACUGCUACGGUUUGAAUUUUCAAGCUCCCGAUUCGAUAGUGAGGCUCUGGACAUUGUGAAGCGGCUAUGCCAUGCUAUGAAUCUGAACUUACGGCGUCUACUGGUACUUUCUGGUUCCCUACCACAACAUUUUCAAGAUAACCUCUCUCGGCAAACCGGCCUUCUCGAUCAUCGUAUCAUUGGCGAAAUUAUGGCAGUUUUGGGCAUGUGUGAACAGGCCUUGAAGACAGAGGAUGCUCCGCCUGAGAUUCUCCCAACUCCUCUGCUGCGCCGAGCCUUUGAACACGGCCGCACUCGGGUGGGAGAUUUCAAUGUUACCCCAGAGCUAGUUCGCGAUGAGGAAUACCGAAAGUUCUGCGUCGCGUUGAGUGCGUAUCUCAAGUUUUUGGGAAGUAUCGAUGAGCUGGUGCUCGUGGUUAAGGGAGUCUUGGGCGAGGCACACCUAGUGUCCAAGGAGCUUGUAGAUUUGGUUUAA
Molecule: messenger RNA, 2976 nt
Organism: Talaromyces rugulosus
Lineage: Eukaryota; Fungi; Ascomycota; Eurotiomycetes; Eurotiales; Trichocomaceae
Exons: 4
Coding region: 1-2976 (991 amino acids)
Source: RefSeq, a predicted model, not a curated record